Molecule: messenger RNA, 3278 nt
Organism: Menidia menidia (Atlantic silverside)
Lineage: Eukaryota; Metazoa; Chordata; Actinopteri; Atheriniformes; Atherinopsidae
Source: the annotation of a GenBank genome assembly
UUUAAUUUACUUUGUCGAUGCACAUGUAGAAUGUGUUUGUAUACAGGAGCGUUUGCGCUGCUCAUUUUUGUGCGCCGCCUUUCCGGUAGACGCUUGCGUUAAUAUGUAACACCACUAAAGUGCGUUCAUCCCCGUGUCUCCUCUCGAUUAUCUGGAAAGUUCUCUGCCCUUUUAUAAGCGGUUGUCAUACACCAGUUUGCUAGAAACGUGAGCCAGAAGUGAUCGCACCCUUUACCCUAUACUGAUACGAGCUUGGCUGGUGCAUAACGGUGGCAUAGGCUUUCUGCUCCUGACUGAAAGCAGCAACGUGCAUUUUAUUUACAAUAACGUCCACAAGAAAGUUGAGUUAGUGUGGAGCUUUUCUACGUCUGCUAGUUCGUUAGUGUUGUCGUUAGUUGUCAACUCCUGUGCGUAGCGUGGUUUGAGUAGAAAUUAGCUUUAGCUACCGUCACCACAAUCCAGUGUCCGUCAGUGUGGAUUGUGCUGCAAGCCAGAGUAGGGAGAAGGGGAAAUCGGCCUCAUGACAAUGACUGCAGAGGAGCAGACUAGCGAAGGACAACACACCAUCCCGAUGGAGGGCGAGGACCUCACACCAAAGAAAGACGGGGGUGUCUUAAAGCUGGUCAAAAGGGAAGGCACAGGCACAGAGUUGCCCAUGACCGGCGACAAGGUGUUUGUGCAUUAUGUGGGGACACUUUUGGAUGGGACACAGUUUGACUCGAGCAGAGACCGGGGGGACAGGUUUUCAUUUGAGCUGGGAAAAGGACAAGUGAUAAAGGCGUGGGACGUUGGCGUGGCCACGAUGAAAGUGGGGGAGCUGUGCCAGCUCAUCUGCAAACCAGAGUACGCUUACGGAUCUGCAGGCAGCCCACCCAAGAUACCUCCAAACGCCACCCUUAUUUUUGAGGUGGAGCUCUUUGAUUUUCGAGGUGAGGACAUAACUGAGGAGGAGGACGGAGGAAUUAUCAGACGUAUAAUCACCAAGGGACAAGGAUACUCCAAGCCUAAUGAAGGAGCCUCUGUGGACGUGACUGUGGAGGGUAGCUUGGAUGGACGCGUAUUUGAUGAAAGAGAACUGAAGUUUGAGGUUGGGGAUGGAGAAGGUCUCGGCUUGCCGGCUGGAGUGGAGAAGGCCAUCAUGGCUAUGGAACAAGGAGAGGAGGCGCUUUUCACCAUUAAACCCAAGUAUGACCAUGCUGAUUUGAUAUCUUUAUAUGGGUUUGGGAAUGCAGGAAAUGAAAAGCAUAACAUUCCUGGUGGUGCAACACUGCAGUACAAGAUCAAGCUGGCAGCUUUUGAGAAGGCUAAGGAAUCGUGGGAAAUGAACUCGCAAGAAAAGCUGGAGCAAAGCAGUAUUGUCAAAGAGAAGGGGACGCAGUAUUUUAAGGAGGGAAAAUACAAACAGGCAUCGGUGCAGUACAAAAGGAUCGUUUCCUGGCUGGAACAUGAGGCUGGUUUAUCAGAAGAGGAUACAAAGAAAGCAAAAGCUUUGCAGCUGGCUGCACAUUUGAAUUUGGCCAUGUGCUGUCUGAAGCUGCAGGAGCCAAACCAAGCCCUAGAAAACUGUGACAAGGCUAUGGAAAUGGAUUCCACCAAUGAGAAGGCUCUGUUCCGAAGGGGAGAGGCACUGUUCUGUAUGAAGGAGUUUGACAGAGCAAGAGAUGAUUUCCAGCGAGUUGUUCAGCUGUAUCCUGCCAACAAGGCUGCCAAGAGUCAGGUGGUGCUCUGCCAGAAACGAAUGAAGGAGCAGCAUGAGAAGGACAAACGCAUCUACGCCAACAUGUUCCAGAAGUUUGCGGAAAGAGACUCAAAGAAAGAAGUGGUGACCUCAAAGACGGAGAGCAAGGAGAAUGGCGAGGACGAAAUGGAUGUUGAAAAGGAUGCUUUGGGUGACGCGAAGGCAUAGAUGAUCUGACUGUCGUGGUUCAACUGUACUUAAACCUUUGUAACUGGCCAUUUGUGUUAAUGGUGUGAUGUGUGUAUGUUAGAAUGAGUGUCACUGAGAACACUGACCCUGGAAACGCCUCUGCAGGCUUUUUGGUGUGGCAGCUAGCUGAGUGAGUGGGGCUUCCUCAGCUGAUGGCACUGUAGGAUGUGGAUAGAAGAAACUAGGUGUGUUCCACAACCCCCUUGCUAUGAACCUUUCAGCCCACAGCUUUUAACUGUGUAUGUGACCUAAAAGAAAACCUGGGUAGAAACAAAAGUGUACCCCACGUUAUAAGUGCAGAAUUUCAAAACCCUCACCCUCGAAGGGCUCAACCGUUUACUUUGCACUACCUUCUGCCCUACAAGCCUCCACAUUUUUGGUGUCCAGCCAAGCCUUGUUUCGGGCCUACAGAUCAAUUCCUGCGUGUGUGAUGGCUGUGUCCAAACAUCUGAAUUCUGAGUGCUAGCGCCUGUGUCCCAAAGUAUGUAGCAGCACUGUGAAUACGUGGGCUAGUAAGACUUCAUCCUGGAAGAGCUGUCAAACUUCAAGCUUUUUCUCUUUUCUCAGCCUAAAGACAUAAAGCUCCUUUAAGACCUCUCUAGGGUACAGGACUGUUCACAUUUUGUUUUUUGAAAAUAUUGACUUUGUACUUUCUGGUUUCUUUCUCAGUGUUGUGCUUGUUAUUUCUUCUGAAUCGUACUCAAAGUGAUAUUGAGAAAGACAGCUGAUUUAUCAACUGGAAUACAUGCAUUUAUAAGCAGCUACAGUAGAAAGAACAUUUGUUAGCUUCUGGAUUCCACUGAAAUGGUUACUUUUGGGUCUUAUUUACUGUUUAAAAAAAAAAAAAAAAGUAUGAAUGUGUGCAUAUACAGCUUGUUAUUUUCGCUGAAGACCAUGCACCAAAAGAAGCAAAUUAGUCAGCAGAGCUUACGGUGACAAAAGCUAAAUUAGAGGAUCUAACACAUUGCUCAUGGAGUAAGUCACUGCUUGAUGUAUCCUUGACAGGAUAUAAUAAACAGUAACUACAAACUACACAGUGUUUAUGCGUAUUAUUCUUAGUUUUGUUUUUUUAAAGUCUGUCCCACAGUUUUAUUUUUCUUUUCUUCAUAACCUGUGGCACUGGUGUAGAUUCAAGGAAUAGGGAACUUACCAACAGCCAGUUGACAUAUGACUUAACUGUGUUUGUUAAGCCAUGUGAAUUUUACAAAUGUAUGCAAAUAAAGAGAAAUGCAUUUUAUUUUAUUAAAGAUUCAUCACUUAGGGUUCUCGGGCUUAACCAUAAAGAACUACACUAUUGCUUAUUACAUUUGGAAAUGUUUAUUAUGUUUCGUUUAAUAAAGACUUGUCUUGU